This is a messenger RNA of Protopolystoma xenopodis, 393 nucleotides long. NCBI's taxonomy places the organism in Eukaryota, Metazoa, Platyhelminthes, Monogenea, Polystomatidea, Polystomatidae. The record is from the annotation of a GenBank genome assembly.
AUGCAACACAUUCGCUUGCUUUUCAUUUUGCUCACUAGCCUUAUGGCCUCCUUCGGCUGUGCCACAGGUCUCCAGUACCCGAGUAACACAGUUUUUGUUUACUUACACAACUUUUAUCGCCACCUGAUCGGAGCAGGUGGUAUCGCAUCACAACCAGCAGCAGUCCAAAUGCCUGAUAUGGCCAGAGGCGAAAUUGGGCCAGACGCGAGCAUUUUAUCUAUUCUCGAUUCUUGUGUGGGCACCGCGCCUACAUGCCCCAACGGAGGGUGUGAUUGCCACUUUCGGCACCGGCGAGCUGAGCCGGCUCCAAGAGGGGAGUCCACAUUGAGCUGGCUAGUCGAAGCGAUGAGGAUGUCGAAUCAGUGCUGCUCUCUUCUCAGACUCAAGGCGUAG